CAUAUGUCAAUCAAUACAAAAAUUUGAAAAUACCUAAAAGUUUUUCUAGAGCGCGUAUUUACACUUUACAUUAAUUUAUAUUUCGGUGAAGGGACUUUAUAUAAGCUAUAUUUUUUUAUUUAUUUGAGAUGAAUGUUAAUACAGAUGAAAGCAAAGAUUUAGAUAUCACUUUAGAAGAUGGUGCCUGGCUGGAUUCUUUCGACAAGUUAUUGGAGCCAAGACCUGCAUUGCGGGAGUUAAAUAUUUUAAAAAAAGAGGUGCAUGCAUCAUUUAAUCGAGACUCUAGUGUUGAAAAUAGCAUAAGUAGUAAGGGAAAUGAAUCGUCGCUUUUGAAACCUUCGCAGGAGUGGCCAAACGAUUUAAACGAAGAUAUACAAAGCAAAUCCAAUUCAAUUUCUACUCCCCUGGUGCAUCGUGGGCUUAAAGUGGAUCCAUUUAAAUGCUCAUUAUCACCAAUUGGUGCCUGGCGACUUUUAUAUUUUGAUAAGGGUAAAAAUAUUAACAAGGACGGUAUGUGUUUCGCAAAUCAAAAAAAGCGUUUAAAUUGUACACCUUUAACACCUAGUAUACAAAUUGUUGAAUGCGACGAACCAGUUAAAAAGACUGCUUUCAAUGCAAUUCAAUCUCAAGACUCAACUCCAGCAUUGAAUAGACAAACAAAUCGGUUCCAACAUGUAACGAGGACUAGAAAUACCAGGCACGUUUGUUUUGAGUCAACAAAUAGCAAAACAACUCAAAAUUUAAAGGAAAAGUCAGAAAACGUUGUGACAAAUGAGAAAGAUGAUGGCAAAGGAGACGUGCGAGUUCCUAGUCUCACUUUGCAGCCCGGAAAGUGGCGAAAAUCAAUUAGUGCUUGGCGACGCAAACAAGUCGAAAAACACCCAAAUAAUUUGGCAGGACGACAAUCAGAUAAACGCAACAGUUCUGUGGAAUUUAUUGGUUUCGUUGGUACGAUUGUUGGUAAAAGAAAAUCUAUCUUUUUAAAACCUGAGCGCAUUUCGGAAAAUGUGUUAAGAAUAAGCACACCUGAAAAUCAUGAGGUAUGGGAGCGCCGAGUUUUGGAUCGCUGCAAUCAAAGAUUUCCUCUACCAUUUGAAGAGCUGUAUUCUGCAGAUAAAUUAACAAAUUGUAUGAAAAUUGGUGAAGGUGCUUAUGGUGAGGUAUUUUUGAAUACAACGAGUAAGCGAAGAAUGCCAGAUGCGAACAGCACGGUUAUGAAAGUUAUACCGAUUGAAGGGGACAUUGAUGUCAAUGGAGAGAAACAGAAAACAUUUGAACAAAUAUUGCCAGAGGUGGUGAUUUCAGUAGAAUUGGCAAACUUGCGGACAGAUGUAAAUUCAGCAAAUUUUACGUGCGGAUUUGUAAAUGUCAGAAAGGUCGCUUGUGUUAAAGGCCAGUAUCCUCAACAUUUUAUAAAGCUUUGGGAAAUUUUUGACAAAGACAAAGGCUCCGAAAACGAUCAUCCCGAUAUAUUUGAUGACUCACAAAUUUAUAUAGUACUGGAAUUGGAGUUUUGCGGUCGGGAUUUAGAAAGUUUCCAAUUUCAAAAUGCCGAGCAAACGUAUGGUGCACUCCUUCAGAUUGUUUUAACAUUAGCAGUAGCAGAACAAGCAUUUCAGUUUGAACAUCGUGAUUUACAUUGGGGAAAUAUAUUAUUAUUGAGCACAAAUGUAAAAGAGUUAAAAUUUACUUUGGACAAACAUACAUAUUCCGUGCCCACAAAAGGUGUUAAAGCUACAAUAAUCGAUUAUACGCUCUCGCGUAUGUCUUUUGAUAACUGUUGUCACUAUAAUGACAUUUCCUCUGAUGAAGAUCUUUUUACCGCUUCCGGAGACUACCAAUUCGAUAUUUAUCGCAUGAUGCGGGAUGUCUUAGGCAAUAACUGGGAAUCUUUUGAACCACGCACAAAUAUAUUUUGGAUAUCAUACAUAAUUACAAAAAUGAUUGACGGUGUUAAAUAUAAAAACAUCCGUAGCAAGGCACACUCUACAUAUUUUUCAAAGCUCAAUAAUCUCAUUGGCAUUGUGAUGAAUUUUAAUAGCGCUAUCGAAUUUUCUAAAUAUUUAAUGGAUUCACAAGUUUAGCAUAUUUUAUAUUAGUACUUAUUUUUUAUAUUUGACAAUGGAAUUUUUAUUUUUUAAUUACUGCGCGCGAACGCAAUUUUAAAUAUGAAUGUUUGCAUGACAAUUAUAAUUUAUUGAUUCUCAAGUUGAUGAUAGCUUAAUAAUAGCACAGAUUCGAUUUUACGACUAAUUUAUAAUUUAUUUUGACUGACACUUUAUGACUUUAUUAUGCCGUAAUCUGAAACUAGCUUGUUGUUUCUUGUUUUUAAAUUUUAAUUUUAUUUUUGUUUUAUACACCUUUUGAAAGCCUGUAAUAUAUUUCUUCGAGAUUUUUCAUUUCAAACCCAAAAAUAAAUGCAAGGACAAAAGCUCUUUAAUUAUAUUAAAUAUUUCCCAUUGUUCUAAUACUUGUCGUAAUGUAUUUUCUGUAUGUGCAAAUAUUUUUUUAGUUGGUUUAAGAGACGAUGUAAUUGCAAUAAAAUAAAUACAUAUUUGUCAU
Bactrocera dorsalis (oriental fruit fly) is the source of this 2562-nucleotide messenger RNA. RefSeq names its product serine/threonine-protein kinase haspin homolog (gene Haspin). Lineage: Eukaryota; Metazoa; Arthropoda; Insecta; Diptera; Tephritidae. Bases 129 to 2084 code for a protein of 651 amino acids. The transcript is spliced from 7 exons. Gene Ontology annotation, biological process: protein phosphorylation; intracellular signal transduction; mitotic cell cycle. Gene Ontology annotation, cellular component: nucleus; cytoplasm. The record is from RefSeq and is a predicted model, not a curated record. Gene Ontology annotation, molecular function: ATP binding; histone H3T3 kinase activity.